AUGCGACUUUCACUUGGACAUCUUUUAUGGAUAGCUCAAUUUAGUGUUCAUUCAUUUGUAUUUAAUGAUAAGAAUGGUAUACAAUUAAAUAUGGUUCGAGAAUUUCUUGAAUUUGCCCAAAAAUUAGCUGAAUCAAUGUCAAUUAUAAAAGAAUAUCAGAAACUCUUUGCAUCAUUCAAUAUAAGUUAUAUAAAAACAUGUUUUUUUGAAACCAAUAGUGCAGGUGAUCGUUUAACUGAAUUAACAAGAUGUUUAUUAAAAAAUAUGACAGAAUAUUUUCAAGCAUAUUCAAAACCAAUGGUUAAAGCAACAUCAUCAAUAUAUGAUCCAAAUUUAAUUCAAAGUUCAAGUGUACUAUUAACUUUAUAUUUAUAUUUACAAAAAAUUAUUACAUCACUUCGAGAUAUUCUUGAAACACGAGAUUGGCAAACAAAUGCAUUUAAAUUAAAAUUAAUUGAAUAUCGCCAAUGGUUUUCUCCAACAAUGAAAUAUUUAUUAGAAGGUUUUGUUGCACGGAUCAGACAAGCAAUGGAAAGAGCAGUAGAAGAUGAUAAUGAGAUUUGUAAUGAUGACGAUUAUAGCCGGUAUUCUGAAUCAUCUAAGGUAGCUACAAAUUUAUGUAUAAAGCUUUGCCAAGAAUGGGAAUCAAUUGAUUAUCCUGAUAUAGAUAUACGUUAUACAGCACUUAUUAAAUUAACAAAAACAAUAUGUGAACAAUGUCAGCAUUAUGCAAGAUGUACAGCACAUAAAUUAUCAGAAAAUAAAUAUUUUACUGAUUUAAAUCGUACAGGAUCAUUUAAUGUUUCAAAAAAAUUAUGUAUAUUAGUUAAUGAUAUUGAAUAUGUUAAACGAAAACUUCUUUCGUCCUUACCAGAUUUAUUAAAUUUCUCGGCUAUUAUUGAUAAAAUGAAUGAAAAUUAUGAUUCAACAGAUUUUCAACAAACAAAAGUAACACUUGAACGUUUAAUAGUAACAGCUGAACAUGAAAUGAAUGAUGUUAUUACACUUAUAUUUGAAUGUGUUGCCACAUUAUUUUGUGAAUCUUUAAAAGAUAAAAUUUCCAAAUAUUAUGAAGAUGAAAAACAUAAAAAAGUCGAUUCUAUGAAAGAUAUAAAUCUAUAUAUCGAUCAAGAAAUUCUUCAUAAAUUAUAUGUAGGUCUUGAAUCAGUUCAAUAUUUUCGUGGUGCUUGUGCUAUACGUAUAAAAACAUUACAAUGUUUAAGAGAAUUAUUACCAUUACAAGAACCACCAGAUUUUUAUGAACGUGUUUUACAAUCAUUUGAUCGUUUGGCUGCAUAUUUUGAAAUCGUAUGUCGUGAAGAACAUGAUAUACCUGGUUCACCAUGUGAAGAAAUAAUAAUAUUUCGACGAAGACUUGAAGAAUUUGCAUUAUCAACUGAACAAUUACAAUUAAGAGACGGUCAUGAGUGA
Molecule: messenger RNA, 1431 nt
Organism: Rotaria sp. Silwood1
Lineage: Eukaryota; Metazoa; Rotifera; Eurotatoria; Philodinida; Philodinidae
Source: the annotation of a GenBank genome assembly